AACGAUUUCAAGUACGGCUUCAAUUCCUCUCGCCCCUCCGUCUGUUUUUCAAGGAGAUGUCUCAAACGGAGAUCGAGAUCGCCGAAGGAACAUUCCUGUCAUCGCCCAACAUGGAUGAAAGCACUAACAACAUUGCCUCUUUAUCAACUGAGGCAAUGUGGGUGGACGAGGCAUUUCAAGGGAGAAUGGCUUUUAAUUCUUCUCUGUGUGAAGAACUCAACAUCUCAUUCAUCAUCGAACGUAAUUUGACGGAGGAAUGUGAGUAUCUCUUCUCCAAUCCCCUCCCGAUUGCGCUCAUGUCGAUCAUCCAGAUCUUCUACGCCCUGGUCUGCGUGGUGGGACUGUGUGGGAACACGCUCGUCAUCUAUGUGGUGUUGCGCUACUCGAAGAUGCAAACUGUGACCAAUCUCUACAUCCUGAACCUGGCCUUGGCCGAUGAGUGCUUCUUGGUUGGCAUUCCGUUUCUCAUUGUAACAUCUGCCAAAGGGGACUGGAUCUUCGGGAUGACCAUGUGCAAGAUCUACCUGACUACGACCUCCAUCAAUCAGUUCACGAGCUCUAUUUUUCUCACCGUGAUGUCGGCUGACCGAUACAUAGCCGUCUGUCACCCUAUAUCAUCGCCUCGCUAUCGAACCAGUGUCAUUGCUCGGGUGGUUUCGCUCACGGCUUGGGCCACCUCCGCCCUGCUGAUGGUGCCGGUGUUCAUGUACGCUGCUACUAUCACCAAACCAUUAGGCGGACAGAACUGCAAUAUCUUUUGGCCAUUCGACGAGGACGAGACCGAGAACGGUGCACCUCGCUCCCACAUCCUCAAUGGACAAACCGCAUUCACCUUCUACAGCUUCUUCUUGGGAUUUGCUCUCCCUUUGUUGUUAAUCUUGGUCUUCUACAUCCUGGUAAUUAUCAAACUGAAAACCGUUGGCCCCAAGAACAAAUCGAAAGAGAAGAAGAAAUCCCACCGAAAAGUCACCCGCUUGGUCCUCACUGUGAUUACUGUCUACAUCCUCUGCUGGUUGCCCUAUUGGAUUACCCAAUUGGCAUUAAUCUUCACCGAACCAGGGCACACCCAGGAUAAUGUCAUGGUGGCGGUCAUGCUUCUGGCGGGGUGCCUGUCCUAUUCGAAUUCGGCCAUGAAUCCCGUCUUAUACGCGUUUCUGUCAGAGAAUUUCAAGAAAAGCUUCAUGAAGGCGUGUACGUGUGCCACUGGACGCGAUGCCAAUGCCGCGUUGCAUAUUGAGAACUCAGCAUUUCCCCGCAAGCGGACCCUCGGGGCGUCGGCCAAUCACUUGGAACGUCGCAAUCGACUCCAAUCCAUUAAUGGGUCCAAUAAUCACAGCAACCGGACCAGCCAGUCCCGGGACGAUCGCCGAGACCUGAAUGAUAUCUCCACGGGUGUCACCACAGUUACCUCACGCUCCUCAAAAUCGUUCGAGAACCACUCUCAGGUGUCUCAAGCCACAGCCACCACAGCCGUGGGUGUCCCAUCUUCGGGGGGGUCUUGUCAACCAAUUGGGAGCCAAGUGAUAUCGGGCUCCACUCCCGGCCCAGGCCUACUGAGUACCAACACCAUUAACGGUAGUCUGGCCCCUCCGAAAAUGGUGUGAAGGGUAAUUAGCACUCGCUCGCUUCAUUCUCACCCACCGAAGUCGAAGUCAAAGACGAAUGAACGAACGAACGAAAGAACGAACUCUGCCUUCGUUGAUGUUAUUGUGGCUGUUGUUACCAAGGCUCUUUUGUUCCCGUAAAGAGUCGUCGUCGUCGUCGUCGAAACCAAAAGCUAAACGCAACCUGGAUCUGGAUCACCAAUACUUCUCCGUCUUCUCUUGGUUGGUUCGAUCUCCUCCUGCGUGAUUGAGUUCGAGUUUGCUCAUAGUUUCACGUCCAUUUUUUGCACAGGGCGACGGACACGCCAGGCCCAAAAAGGUUCGCCCUAAUGGAAACGCGAUGAAGAUCGUUGACCCAUGAGACACGUCUUAUUAUGGUCAAGCGACGAAACCCUCAUUUCUCAUCGUCUCGGUGGGCGCUUGUGUUGGAGAAGGAAAAUAUUAAUAACAAAAAUAAUAAUAAUGAUAAAAACAAAAGUGCCACUUGUGAAACGCACACAUUCCCUCGUUCGUAAUCUCGCUCAUCAACACAAGAGAAAAGAAGAUGUCACAAGUCCAAGUUGUCGUCGACAGUUCUAGGGACAAUCCAGGCCCCCGCGGUAAAGGCAAAAAAAAGACACUUAUGAGUGAGCGAGUGAACAAAAUACAAUGACUAGAAACGUAGACUGCCGUUUCGCCAGGGAGGCUCUAUCUAUCUAGUCAAAGCAGCGAGUGUGAAGUGGAUGUGGUGGGCAAGACAAAAAGCCCGACUCUCCGUGUGCCGUCUUCGUAUCUUUCGUAUCUAUCGUGUGUCUGAGAGCAAGAAGAGCAAGAAGAGCAAGAACAAAAGAGAUCUGGCACUUGACUGGAACAAAGUCGAAUGUCCGGUGUCGAAAAUGUUUUGCAUGAGGCCGGAGAGCAAAGCGAGGCUAAUGCUUCAGAUGUUCAUGUUGUUGUUGUUUAUGUUGUGUCGCGCUCUGUGAGCGUUGUUGCUAGUCCAAAAUGACGACGUUCUCCUUCUCCUCCUUCUCCCAUCGAGAACGACAAAACAAUGAUGAAUGAAUGGCCUUUGUUUGUUACUGACUGAGUCUUGGACUUCAAAGAUCAUAUUUUUCUGAAAAAGCAUUUUAAUGAGCAAGCAAGCCGCUCUCGACGCUUGAUUGACGAGAGACUCAAGCUGAAAGCUGCAAAGCCAUCGGAUUUUGUAUGAUCAGUCACUACAUAUGUUGUCGAGUGGUUCACAUACUGCAAACAUGUUAUUAAAUUACUUGUGCGAUCAUAAUCAAUAAUGCUAAAGAAUGUUCGUCGCAUUGGUGUUUUCGAGUGGAACGAACAAGACCUUUUGUGAUUGAGUGUUCCAGGUGUGGCCGUUGAAUGAUGCAACCAUUCGAGUUUGUAAUGAUGAUGGUUUGUGAAGCUAUUCAUGAGAUAUAUUUAAUGUAUUUACCACCUGUCAGUAUUUGUAUGCCAGCCAAUCUACUUUUAUGACGAAAACUGCUACCACUACAAAAGCAUAUGGAAAACAACAUACAUGAUGAACUUAUAUUUCGAAACCAAAACAUACAUAUUAACUUAUAUACUAUCAUGAUAAAAAUUAAUAAUAGCAUUAUUAUUACUACUGCUGCUACUACUACAACUACUACUAUCAUUAUUACCAUUACUACUAGAUAUUUUCUUUGUCAAUUCCAGCGUCAAAUACAAUUUUUAUUGUUCUACUA
This is a messenger RNA of Tigriopus californicus, 3301 nucleotides long. RefSeq names its product somatostatin receptor type 2-like. The record is from RefSeq and is a predicted model, not a curated record. NCBI's taxonomy places the organism in Eukaryota, Metazoa, Arthropoda, Copepoda, Harpacticoida, Harpacticidae. Gene Ontology annotation, biological process: G protein-coupled receptor signaling pathway. Gene Ontology annotation, cellular component: neuron projection; membrane. Gene Ontology annotation, molecular function: peptide binding; somatostatin receptor activity.